GCAAAUUCUGCAUAAAUUCUGGAGCAAACAGCUCGCCGCUGCCAGCGCCAGGCAGGAGCGCGAAGCAAUGCUGCUCGACCAUCGACAUCCAUCUCCCCUCAACUCCAUCCCAACUCUCCAUCGCAACACCUCUUCUAUCCUCGCCCUCUUAAACGCAUUCCUUCACCUCAAACCAUCCCCAUCAUGUCUUUUGACUGCGGCUUCGACAUCUUCCCCAUCCUCUGCCCAACCCCCGAGAACAAAAUGAGGUACGCCGAAUUCCUCGACGACCUAACAACCGUCUACAAGACCGACGAAGAAGCCCGUCUCCUCAUCCUCCCCUCCGACGCCGACUUCCCCAAGUUUUUCGACAAGCGCUUCGUCCACUUCGCGCUCACCAACAACCCGCGCAUCCCCGCCGACCCCAACAACUGCGACCUGUUCUACAGCCUGCGCAGCACGAGCGUCUUCGACGCCGCCGUCAUCGACACCAUCAAGGAGAUCUUCGUCAUCGCGCAGCACCAUUUUGGAAGCCGCGUGCACUUCUGGACCGAUGAGAGCGUCAUCUACACGAAGAGAGAGGUCCUCCGCUCGGAGUGGGAGGUCUCCAAGAGAGAGGAUGUCUCGGACUCGAAGUGAAUGCGAGAAGCGCGCUUAUUCUUACCCCGACGCUUCCGAUUACGCUAUGCUACUGGGGGGUUUAUACGCCCGCAUCUGCCGAUGUUGCACGGCAGUCGUGGCAUGGGCUUACUUUGGGUUGGGGCUGACGUUGGGACCGAAGGAAUGGAAAUAAGCACCAGUGUGGUUUACUUUAUUAGAUCAUAAGGCAAAAGUGACAGAUCAGUUCAUUCUGAUACAGGGAUAUCUCGAGCCAACACACAAACAAAAAGACAAGUUUAACCAUAGCGUGCUCCGAUACGUCCAAAACUCUAGCCAAAAUUCAGGGUGUCAUGUCUCGGUCCAUUUAGAGCAGUGCUACUGGGAACGCAUUAGCUUUGGCAUUCGGCUUGAAGUGAUUGUCUUGCUGACCUGAUCGAGCUUCCCAUGACUUGUAAGGAUCAGCUGGCUUUUUUGUAGGGUCGACAGAGCCUGCGAGCUUCCUCUGGAUCUUUUCCUUGAGUGAAGGUUUAUGAGGCGUUGUUUCAAGACCUGGUUUGUUAGUGGGGGUGAUUGAGAGGAUGUGGGAG
Messenger RNA from Fusarium verticillioides 7600, 1166 nucleotides. RefSeq lists its product as hypothetical. Bases 184 to 618 code for a protein of 144 amino acids. The transcript has a single exon. NCBI's taxonomy places the organism in Eukaryota, Fungi, Ascomycota, Sordariomycetes, Hypocreales, Nectriaceae. The record is from RefSeq and is a predicted model, not a curated record.